Messenger RNA from Papaver somniferum (opium poppy), 879 nucleotides. RefSeq lists its product as uncharacterized. Lineage: Eukaryota; Viridiplantae; Streptophyta; Magnoliopsida; Ranunculales; Papaveraceae. The record is from RefSeq and is a predicted model, not a curated record. The transcript has a single exon. The coding region runs from base 1 to 879 and encodes 292 amino acids.
AUGGGGAUCAAGAUUGAUAUGGAAAAAGCUUUUGAUAGAGUUGACUGGAAAUUCCUUCAUACCAUUAUGACAAAAAUUGGCUUCAAUUCUGAUUGGUGCAAUAAGAUCACGCAAUGCAUCUCCACCACUUCUGCAGCUGUUCUAAUAAAUGGUUCUCCAGAUAUCUUCUUCAAUCCUUCCAUAGGGCUCAGAAAAGGGGAUCCCCUAUCCCCAUAUCUCUUUCUUUUCUGCAUGGAAGCACUAUCUAGAACUUUAUCUCAUGCUGAAGAAUUGGGAAUUAUCUCUGGAGUAAAAAUCUGCAAGAAUGCUCAAUCAAUAAACCAUUUUCUCUUUGCUGAUGAUUAUGUGGUCUUCUGCAAAGCUAAUACCACUGAAGCCCAAAACCUCAAGGAUAUCCUCAAUAUAUUUGGGGACACCUCUGGUCAACUGAUCAACUUCACUAAAUCUGGUGCUUUCUUCAGCAAGGACACUGAUCCAGCUCUCAUGCCCAUAAUCUGCAAGCUGUUAGGAGUUCAGGUUCUACCUUUAAAUGACAAAUAUUUAGGUUCUCCUCUAUUUACUCAUAGAAGCAAGAUUCAAUCUUUCAGACCAGGGGUAGAUAAUAUGAAGAUGAGACUCUCAAGUUGGAAGAAUACCCCCUUAAACCCAGCUGGGAGAGAGGUCUUAAUAAAAUCUGUCACCUCAACAACCAGCAUUUACCAAAUGAACUGCUUCAUAAUACCAAAGAAAACCUGUCAACAUAUGAACAAGUUACAAAGGGACUUCUUCUGGGGGAAGAACUUGGAAAACCCCACUGAUUACUAUCCUAAGGCUUACAGCCAUAUACAAACCCAAAGAUCUUGGUGGAUUAGGAUUCAUGAGCAUGGAACUUUUCAAUAG